Molecule: messenger RNA, 1751 nt
Organism: Apus apus (common swift)
Lineage: Eukaryota; Metazoa; Chordata; Aves; Apodiformes; Apodidae
Product: testis-specific serine/threonine-protein kinase 2-like
Exons: 1
Coding region: 416-1591 (391 amino acids)
Biological process (GO): intracellular signal transduction; protein phosphorylation; microtubule cytoskeleton organization
Cellular component (GO): cytoplasm
Molecular function (GO): tau-protein kinase activity; ATP binding; protein serine/threonine kinase activity
Source: RefSeq, a predicted model, not a curated record
GCAAAGCCUACAGAAGCAGCCAAUCAUAUGAUAUAAAAAAUGGGAAUGAACAAGGGAAUGAACUUAGGAGAAGCCCCCUCCUUCACCUAACAAGCCCAUUAAAAAAACACAGUCCCGGUGAAAACAAGAAAAGCAGCAUCCCAUCCCUUUUAAGGAAAGCUGGCUGACAAGGAGCAAGCCCAGUGUACACCAGAAGCAAGCCCAAGUGGGGCUUGAAAGAUCAUCUGAGACAUACAAAAUGAUGACCAACAAAAUUUCACCUGAUGUGAAUAUAAAUACAGAAAGGUUUAGGUUGAUUUUAGGAAAACAUUUAAGCUCGUAUCCUGUUAGCAAAGCAGAAUAUAAACAUUGUUUUAUGAAGAAGGCAGAGCACAACCAGUGGCUCUGAGCAACCUGAUGUUAGGUUUUGCCCUGCAUGACAUCAUCCAGUAGCUUUACUGAUGGAGGUACUGAAAGGUCCUUCCAAGUGCCACUUCAUGGAGGUGACUGUGACAUCAUAGAGUGGCUAGUGUUGGUGUGCCAGGGCAACCAUGGGCAUGCCACCUGCCACCAUGUAUGGUGCACACCAGCACCACCUCAUGCAGCUUCCCCCAGCUCUCCCACCAUGGAUGAGGCUGGGGUGCUUGGAAAGAAAGGCUAUAGCCUGAGCAACACGCUAGGAGAAGGCACUUACAGCAAAGUGAAAUCUGCCUACAGCGACCGGCUGAAAUGCAAUGUGGCCAUCAAGGUAAUCAACAAGAGGAAGACUUCUCAGAAGUUCCGGGAAAGAUUUCUCCCCAGGGAAGUGGAGGCUUUGAGAUGUUUGCACCACCCCUCAAUUAUCAAAACCUAUGAGAUUUUUGAGACAUCAUCUGCCAAAGUGUACAUCGUGAUGGAGCUGGCAGAAAAGGGAGACCUCCUGCACUACAUCAAGCUCAUGGGAGCUAUGAAGGAGGACAUGGCUCGCAUCAGGUUUCAGCAGCUGGCCUCUGCCAUAGAGCACUGCCACAACUCUGACUUUGCUCACAGGGACCUGAAAUGCGAGAACAUCCUUCUCGACGCAGACCUCAAUGUCAAGCUGUCAGACUUUGGCUUUUCCAAAUCCUUGUCUUGGGAUAAAAAUGGAACACUUAUUCUCAGUGAAACCUUCUGUGGAACUGCUGCGUAUGCAGCCCCGGAAGUGCUACAGUGCAUUCCCUACGACCCCAGGAUUUCAGACAUAUGGAGCCUUGGUGUCAUCCUUUAUAUAAUGCUCUAUGCUGCAAUGCCAUUCAAUCAUCCCAAUGUCAAGAAACUGGUCCGUAUUCAGAAAAAACACAAGGUUCCUUUCCCUGACUCAAAAUACCUGAGUGGAGAGUGCAAGGAUCUCAUCUGCCGACUGCUGCAGCCCAAUGCAUCUCAGAGGUUGUGCAUAGAUGAAGUUUUGAAACACUCAUGGUUGCAGACUCCAAAAGCCACAGUCCCUUCCCUUCUGCCAGCUGCAGAAGAGGGUGAGUGUUCCCAAAACCUGUGUGAAGGAAAGCUUGAGCACAACCAGCAAGGCACAUCCCAUUCUGUACAAAGGGAAGGAGAGCAGAAGGAAAUGGAUCCUCUUACAUAUGGCUGGUUUUAACAGUAUCAUGAAGUUGGCCUAACUUGUGAGCUGCUGGUUCUCAACCACAGCUUCUCUGUACCCUUUCUACAGUAGUCCUUUUUUUAUUGCGUUAUAGCUACGGUUUCAUUAAAGCUGUUGUAAUUUCUUUCCCAUUCUCUCUCCUUUUCUUUCCUUUUGG